AUGUCAACCAACAACUUCUUGAGAGCUGCUCUUGGAUCUUUCUGCUGCUGUGUUACUCUCAUUGCCUUCUCUUGGGGGUACCAACAGGGUGCAACCACACCAGGGCAUGUUGUAAAGGAUCCCAACACUUGCCUCUAUGUUCCGGGAGCCGGGUUUUCUGGUUUCUUUUAUACCAUUGGACACCUGCAAGCGGCUCCAGAACUGACUGGUUCUGAUAAAACUGACUACUACUGCUAUUCUGCAGGAUGCCUUGCCACAACGGCUGCAUUGGCCAACAUCACAGUUUAUGAUGUGUACGAUACAGCAUUGGAAAUUCAGGGUCUAUGGAGGAGUGGGGGUAUUUCCCAGUUUCAGGUAGUGGAGGAGUUUGUUGACUAUCUGAUUACCACAGGUAGCCAGCGCACCUUGAACGCUGAAGCCGUGGCAAAGAUGCAUAUAAUUACUUCUACUCAUUCCAACGCAGACGCAUGGUUGCCCGAAACAUCUGUACGAACUCCAAAGAACUUUAUUGAGUUGAAGGAAAUGUUGCUGCAAUCUGCCUGGAUCCCAGGAAUGACUGGGGAUGAUUGGGCAUCCGAUGGCCAUGUGGAUGGGUCUUUCACCUCCACAAGUCAUCCUGUUUGCCCUAGUGCCGUGAAUCUCCCAAAGUUGUCAUUAACAUGGGAAAGCCUGGAGUUCUAUUCUAACAUCCUUUUUGGUUUGAACAUGAACAAAGAUCAGGGUGAACGAUUCUGGUCAGCAGGAGUGAAACGAGGUCUUGAGGUAGCCCAGCGCAAAGUCCUAGUACAACCAUAG
Messenger RNA from Seminavis robusta, 795 nucleotides. Lineage: Eukaryota; Bacillariophyta; Bacillariophyceae; Naviculales; Naviculaceae. The record is from the annotation of a GenBank genome assembly.